CACCCGCCUCCUUCUCCUGCUGCUGCUGCCGCCGCUGCUGCUUGAUUGAGGGACCGACUCGUCGCGCGGCCGGAGGGACCCCCGCCAGCCUUAUUUUUUUCCCUCCUUCCCUCUCCGUCGCUUCGCUGCCGCCGUUUCCAUCCUCCUCUUCGUCCCUCCCCUCCCCUCUCCCCGCCGCCAUCUUCCUCUGCCUUUCUUCGGCGCCCGUCGUCAGGUUUCAUCUCUCGUUAAAAUGUCUAAUGGUUAUGAAGACCACAUGGCUGACGACUGCAGGGACGAUAUCGGCAGGACAAAUUUAAUCGUGAACUACCUUCCUCAGAACAUGACCCAGGACGAGUUACGGAGUCUCUUUAGCAGCAUAGGGGAGGUGGAGUCCGCCAAGCUGAUUCGCGACAAAGUGGCAGGACACAGCUUGGGUUAUGGUUUUGUGAAUUACGUGACCGCGAAAGACGCUGAAAGAGCAAUAAACACGCUGAAUGGCCUGAGACUCCAGUCCAAAACUAUCAAGGUGUCGUACGCUCGCCCAAGCUCUGAAGUGAUUAAAGAUGCAAACUUAUACAUAAGUGGGCUGCCACGGACAAUGACGCAGAAGGACGUCGAAGACAUGUUUUCACGGUUCGGACGCAUCAUCAACUCGCGCGUGCUGGUUGAUCAGACUACAGGCUUAUCCCGUGGGGUUGCUUUCAUCCGGUUUGACAAGAGAUCAGAAGCUGAGGAAGCGAUUUCAAACUUCAACGGCCACAAGCCGCCGGGCUCCUCCGAACCCAUCACGGUGAAGUUCGCAGCCAACCCAAACCAGAACAAAAACGUGGCCCUCCUGUCCCAGCUCUACCACUCCCCAGCUAGACGGUUUGGGGGGCCUGUCCAUCACCAGGCCCAAAGAUUCAGGUUCUCUCCCAUGGGUGUAGAUCACAUGAGUGGGCUUUCUGGUGUAAAUGUCCCAGGAAACUCCUCUUCGGGCUGGUGUAUCUUCAUCUACAACCUCGGCCAAGAUGCCGAUGAGGGAAUCCUCUGGCAGAUGUUUGGCCCCUUUGGCGCGGUGACUAAUGUGAAAGUCAUCCGUGACUUCAACACCAACAAGUGUAAAGGCUUUGGCUUUGUGACAAUGACAAACUAUGAAGACGCCGCCAUGGCCAUAGCGAGUCUUAACGGCUACCGGCUGGGGGACAAAAUCUUGCAGGUUUCCUUCAAAACCAACAAGUCCCACAAAUAACUUCGCUCGUGGCUUUUUUUUUUCUUUUUUUUUUUUUUUUUUUUUGUAUGGAAUAGAUAAUUGAGUGACAAAAAAAGUGAGCUCUCUCUUUUUUUUUUUUUUUGGUUAGUGUACAACUCAUUUCCUUUUUCUUUUUGGCGCCAAUUUUCACGAAGUUGUUCGUCUUUAGUCUAUAAAC
Notechis scutatus (mainland tiger snake) is the source of this 1391-nucleotide messenger RNA. RefSeq names its product ELAV like RNA binding protein 1 (gene ELAVL1). The record is from RefSeq and is a predicted model, not a curated record. Lineage: Eukaryota; Metazoa; Chordata; Lepidosauria; Squamata; Elapidae. Gene Ontology annotation, molecular function: RNA binding. Gene Ontology annotation, cellular component: ribonucleoprotein complex.